CUCUUCUUUCCCCUACCAGUCCCAACACUUUCUUUUAUUUUCAUUUUCAGUUUCAAACACUAUAACAUUUCUAUAUGCAAACUUAAGACUUAUUCUGUUGUGUCACAAACACCAUCAUCAUCAUCAUCAUGUUCUCAAUCAGGGUCUUUCUUCUCUUGUUAUCACUUGUGUUCUCUUUCUUUUGUUGUUCUUUUUCCACUGUUCAACACAAGCACCACCGUCGUGUCCUCCACCAACCAUUCUUUCCAAGAAUAUCUAAUCCUCCAACACAAGCACCAACUUCUUCAUCUCCUCAACCUCAACCUCAACCAAAACAACAACAACAACCCAAGCUUCCAUUUUCUUCGUCUUCUUCUUCUUCAUCUUCUUCUUCUUCAUCACAGAAGCCUUUCUUCCCUUCCUACCAUACCCCACCAUUCCCUCCUUCACCAACCGUCGUUGCCACAUUCCCUGCAAACAUUUCCUCCCUCCUCCUUCCCCGACAAUACUCCCAUCACCACAACCCUGUCAUCGCCGUCGUCGUCUCCCUCUCUCUCCUCUCCUUGGCUCUCCUCGCCGCCGCCACAGCCUUUGCCAACCACCGCCUCCGAAACAAACACGCCGCCUCCGCAGCCUCCCCCGAUGACGACGACAAGGCUUCGAGAUCGGAUAAUCUCCGGUUAUUCCCGGCGAACACCGCAGCUUCCGACGGCGGCGAUCGUGGCAAGUUUCUUUACCUCGGUACGGUGGCGAGUUCAGAGGAAGCAAGAGGAGCCGGAGAUUCAAGUUGCAGCAGCAACGGCGGUUUCUUGCCGCCGUACCGGAAACUGGGAGACUCGCCGGAACUGAAUCCGCUUCCUCCUCUGCCACGCUACAAUUUCAGAGCGUGGGCGAGUGAAGGGGAUGAUGUUGAAGAGAAAAAGGAAGAGGAAGAGGAAGAGGAACAGUUCUUUUCUCCAAGAGGGUCUUCUGGGAACAAACUACAGAGUCCUCCUUCACCUUCUGGUGUUGUUGUUGCUGCAUCAAGCUCUCGCUCGCUAAAGGUGUUUCAUUUGGAGAAAUUUGGGAGCAGAAGCUUCACUUCAAGAACCCCAUCUUACCCUCGUUCAAACUCUCUUUCUAAUUCCAUGUCUCGUUCCCCUUCUUUGAAUUUGAGCCCCAGAAGCAUCAAAUCAUUGCCUCCUCAAAAUCCUCGUUCCCCAUCUUUAUCUUCAUCCUCUUCUUCUCCGAAGCCAAGGGAGGAUUUGAGUUCAACUUGGGAUGUUUCAGGUCAGGGAAAGGAUUCUCAGACAACUAAACUGCCUCCUCCUCCGCCGCCACCACCACCACCUCCGCCGCCACGGUUUUGGGAGACUCCGGUUGUAACUAGAUUGGGUGAAGAUGUUGGUGUUAAGAAUGAGAAUGAGGAGACUCCAAAGCCAAAGUUGAAAGCUUUACAUUGGGAUAAAGUUAAAGCCAGCUCGGACAGGGUCAUGGUUUGGGAUCGGUUGAGACCAAGUUCUUUCCAAUUGAACGAGGACAUGAUUGAGACACUCUUUAUGGUAAAUAAUUUCAAGGAAAAUUCUGGUCUUGCUCUUAGAGAUAAUGCUCGGCGUCAAAUAAUUCAUUCUUCACCAAUGCAACCGGAAAAUAGGGUGCUUGACCCUAAGAAGUCUCAGAACAUUGCCAUUUUGCUUAGGGCUCUAAAUGUAACUAUUGAUGAAGUUUGUGAAGCCCUCAGAGAAGGCAAUUGUGAUACAUUGGGAACAGAACUUUUGGAAAGUUUAUUAAAGAUGGCUCCAACCAAAGAUGAAGAAUCUAAGCUGAAAGAGUUUCAAGAAGAAUCGCCCAUCAAGCUUGGUCCAGCUGAGAAAUUUCUUAAAGUCGUGCUUGAUAUACCUUUUGCAUUUAAGAGAGUGGAUGCCAUGCUCUACAUUGCUAAUUUUGAUUCAGAAUUAGAAUAUCUUAGGAAGUCCUUUGAAACUCUGGAGGUGGCUUGUGAGGAAUUAAGGAAUAGCAGAAUGUUUUUGAAGAUACUUGAAGCAGUGCUCAGAACGGGAAACCGAAUGAAUGUUGGCACCAAUCGUGGUGAUGCACAUGCAUUCAAACUGGAUACGCUUUUGAAGUUAGUUGAUAUCAAAGGAACCGAUGGAAAGACUACUCUCUUGCAUUUUGUUGUACAGGAAAUUGUGAGAACCGAGGGUUCUCAUAUUUUGGGUUCUGACAAAAUCCAGCAAUAUACUAUUCAAGAUGAAGUUGACUUUAGGAAACUUGGACUUCAAGUUGUUUCAGGUUUGAGUGGGGAACUCACCAGUGUUAAAAAAGCAGCUGCUAUGGAUUCAGAAAUGCUCAGUGGUGAUGUUGCUAAACUUGCCAGAGGGAUUGAAAAAGUUGUGCAAGUUGUAAAAUUGAAUGAAGAGUCACCUUUGAGAGAAACUAACCAAAAAUUUUCUGAGGCAAUGAAAGGCUUCUUGGAGAGGGGAGAGGAAGAGAUUUUAAGAAUCCAGGAACAAGAGAAAAAUGCUGUGUCUUCAGUAAAGGAGGUAACUGAGUAUUUCCACGGAAAUUCAGCAAAGGAAGAAGCUCGUCCGUUUAGAAUUUUUAUGGUUGUGAGGGAUUUCCUUUCAAUACUAGAUGGUGUUUGCAAGGAAGUUGGGAAAGUAAACGAGAGGACUUUAGUUGGUUCACGUCAAUAUGUAAUGCCUUCAAACCCUAUACUGCCAGCAAUUUUUCCUGAGUUUAUUGGUAAGCAGCAUUCUGAUUCCUCAGAAUCUGAUUAACCUCCUAAAUCCGAUCUAAUCCAAUUGCAACUGGUUUAUCCAUGUUUGGUCAUUGAUGGGUUAGAAUUUUUACCAUCCAAACAUUAUCAUAUGAGGUGACAUUUUCACUCAAAUCCAAACUGAACUUGAGGCAAGCUUACCCCUACCUCAUAUGAUGAAAAGCUCAUGCUAUAAUAGUUCAUUAGCACUUGUUUUUGUGCCUAGUAAACUCUGUAUAUGUUUUACUGCCUAGAUUAUAUAAUAAGUUGAGUACAUUCCCCCCUUCCCCCCCAUUUUUAUUGUAUGUAUAAAUGAUCAACAACAGAAAUUUCGUAUUUGUUUUUCUAAUCUUUAAUGUAA
This is a messenger RNA of Gastrolobium bilobum, 3077 nucleotides long. RefSeq names its product formin-like protein 2. The coding region runs from base 129 to 2738 and encodes 869 amino acids. Gene Ontology annotation, molecular function: actin filament binding. The record is from RefSeq and is a predicted model, not a curated record. NCBI's taxonomy places the organism in Eukaryota, Viridiplantae, Streptophyta, Magnoliopsida, Fabales, Fabaceae. The transcript is spliced from 4 exons. Gene Ontology annotation, biological process: actin cytoskeleton organization; actin nucleation.